Messenger RNA from Acaulospora morrowiae, 975 nucleotides. NCBI's taxonomy places the organism in Eukaryota, Fungi, Glomeromycota, Glomeromycetes, Diversisporales, Acaulosporaceae. The record is from the annotation of a GenBank genome assembly.
AUGUUUAAUCCGUCUGUAGACAGCAUUCCGGAUCUUGUCUUGAAAAAAGAUGCCAAUAACAAUAAGAACGGAGCUGACGCUGAUGAAUCAGAAAAAAAGACAUUCUUUUAUGAUAAUGUAUUACGAGCUUUUAAAAAGAACCCCAUUAUCUGGGUAUCAAUGUUCUUCAUUUUCCUUUCAACUUUAUUCCUUCUCAUCCUGUUGAUUGGCGGUACCGGCGCUAUUUAUCUAUCAAAAUUCACUUUCGAUGAUCCCAUAAAAUUCAUUACGAAAAAGAACGAAAUAAGUUUUACCUUAUACGGAUACUGCGUCGAUGAUCAAUGUUCCCAGCCUUCGAUGACCCAUAAUUUUGAUGAGAUUCCUUCGCCUGCGGAGAUCACCAACGGUUCGUCUAUCAUUAAUCUAAAAAGAUUUGAUCCCAGCGAUGUCGGAACCACCAUUGAACAUGCUGGAUCUACCGUUGGAUCCACGGUCGAGGAUGCCGGAAAAAACACUGUCAAUGAAGGAAAAAAAAUUGCCGAAGAAGCCCCCGGCUUAUUAAAAUCAUUAUUAGAUGGGUUUGCUAAUUUCAAGCCGAAAACACCGACCGUUGGUCUCUCCGGAUUUUUUUCCCUCCCAUACCUAUUUGCUAUGAUGUUUAACCUAAUAGCUCUAUUCUUUUUGUACUUCCAACUCAAUUUCCUCGCCGUUAUAUUACUUUCGACUUCAACUUUUCUUAACUUCAUUGCCUUACUCUUUGACCUGCUUCUAUUUGUUUGGAUAUUUGAGCUCAUUGCCAUCAUACCUGGCAUUGGAAGUCAACACACAGGUCCUGGAAUCCAUCUGGCUGGCUGGAGUGUCAUCUUCUUAAUUAUCGCAAACAUAUUACUGUGUUGCAGAUUUGGUGGUAAUGCCGUCAGUGGUAUCACCAAAAAAUUUAAAAAAUCAAGGGUUGUCGAUGAAAAUGAAAACAAACAACCUUCCAAUUGGGUAUAA